AUGACAGUGAAGCUUGAUAUGAGUAAAGCUUAUGAUAGGUUAUCAUUUGUCCAACGAGAGGCAUUAGACAAGUAUUUUUUUUGUCGAGCUGAGGAUGAUGAUUGGAGUUGCAUUUAUGAUAUUUUAACCGCAUAUGGUAGAAUUUCCGGACAGAUGAUUAAUUACAACAAGACUAGUGUCUUCUUUAGUAGAUUUACGUAUACUCAAUUAAGGGUAAGAAUGAUAUCAAUGAUUGGUGCAGCGGAAGCUAAGAGGUAUAAUCGUUACUUGGGUUUGCCGGCAAUGAUUGGUAGAUCUAGAAGGAGUGUUUUCCACUAUAUCUUGGAUAAGUUACGAAAGAAGAUUAAUUGUUGGUCUCAUCGCAAUUUAUCUCAGGCUGGGGAAGAAAUUUUCGUCAAAGCUGUCCUUCAGGCUGUACCGACUUAUGCUAUGCAGUUGUUCAAGUUUCCAAAAAGUCUUUGUAAUGAUAUUUGA
Molecule: messenger RNA, 474 nt
Organism: Tripterygium wilfordii
Lineage: Eukaryota; Viridiplantae; Streptophyta; Magnoliopsida; Celastrales; Celastraceae
Exons: 3
Coding region: 1-474 (157 amino acids)
Source: RefSeq, a predicted model, not a curated record